Prionailurus viverrinus (fishing cat) is the source of this 7182-nucleotide messenger RNA. RefSeq names its product phosphatidylinositol transfer protein membrane associated 2 (gene PITPNM2). The coding region runs from base 330 to 4544 and encodes 1404 amino acids. Gene Ontology annotation, molecular function: phosphatidylinositol transfer activity; phosphatidylcholine intramembrane carrier activity; phosphatidylcholine binding. Gene Ontology annotation, cellular component: cytoplasm. The transcript is spliced from 28 exons. Gene Ontology annotation, biological process: phospholipid transport. Lineage: Eukaryota; Metazoa; Chordata; Mammalia; Carnivora; Felidae. The record is from RefSeq and is a predicted model, not a curated record.
CGUGACCCCGCCCCGGGCACCAGGAUGCUCGAGGCUGGUGGCCAAGAAGCCCAGGCUGCCGUUCCCCCCUCUCUUCCACUUGCCUCCCCUCUGCAGCCUGGGGUCCUGCAGUCCCAAAAUUUGAUAGGAUGCUGACUCGUGCUUCCUGGUCCCCGACACUCUUCCGUGUGCCUAGUGAAUCGUCCCUCCUCCUGCAGCAGGACGUCGAGGGAGCCUUCUGACGCAGACCCACAGGGGUCCUUGGUGAAUAUUGUCAUGGUUAUUUAAGGAACCUCGCCUAGAAGUCCCAACACGCAGUUCCCCAUCGACGGGAAGGCUUGGACUCCAAGAUGAUUAUAAAGGAAUAUCGGAUUCCUCUGCCCAUGACCGUGGAGGAGUACCGCAUCGCCCAGCUAUACAUGAUACAGAAGAAGAGCCGUAACGAGACGUAUGGCCAAGGUAGCGGAGUGGAGAUCUUGGAGAACCGGCCAUACACGGAUGGCCCCGGCGGCUCUGGACAGUACACGCACAAGGUGUACCAUGUGGGCAUGCACAUCCCCAGCUGGUUCCGCUCCAUCCUGCCCAAAGCAGCCCUGAGGGUGGUGGAGGAGUCCUGGAAUGCCUACCCCUACACCCGAACCAGGUUCACGUGCCCCUUUGUGGAGAAAUUCUCCAUCGACAUCGAAACCUUUUAUAAAACCGAUGCUGGAGAAAACCCUAAUGUGUUCAGCCUGUCUCCUGUGGAGAAGAGCCAGCUGACAAUCGACUUCAUCGACAUUGUCAAGGACCCCGUACCCCCCAGUGAGUAUAAGACAGAAGAGGACCCCAAGCUAUUCCACUCGAUCAAGACACAGCGGGGGCCGCUGUCUGACAACUGGAUCGAAGAGUACAAGCAGCAGGUUUUCCCCAUCAUGUGCGCCUACAAGCUCUGUAAGGUCGAGUUCCGCUACUGGGGCAUGCAGUCCAAGAUCGAGAGGUUCAUCCACGACACGGGCCUGCGGAAGGUGAUGGUCAGGGCCCACCGGCAGGCCUGGUGCUGGCAGGACGAAUGGUACGGGCUCAACAUGGAGAACAUCCGGGAGCUGGAGAAGGAGGCACAGCUCAUGCUGUCCCGCAAGAUGGCCCGGUUCAAUGAGGAUGACGAGGAGGCUGUGCAGCUGGCCAAGGACGAAGCCAUCCAGGUCCAGGUCGCUGGGGAGCCCGCCCAGCCCAGCAGCAGCAGCAGCGGCAGCGGGGAACCCCUGGCGGGCCGGGGUCUCAAAAAGCAGUGGUCCACAUCCUCCAAGUCUUCGAGGUCGUCCAAGCGGGGAGGGGAACUGAAGGGGCUCGCUCCCGGAAAGACCCAGGUCAAAGGCACAGGAGCAGACCCAGCCAGCCCUUCCCGCCACAGCAUCUCCGAGUGGAGGAUGCAGAGCAUCGCCCGGGACUCGGACGAAGGCUCAGAAGAUGAGUACUUCGACGCUCAUGAGGACCUGUCCGAUUCAGAGGAAAUAUUCCCCAAGGACAUCACCAAAUGGAACUCCAAUGACCUCAUGGACAAAAUUGAAAGCCCUGAGCCAGAGGACACACAGGACGGUCUGUACCGCCAGAGUGCCCCCGAGUUCAGGGUGGCCUCCAGUGUGGAGCAGCUGAACAUCAUCGAGGACGAGGUCAGCCCACCCCUGGCUGCGCCAGCCUCCAAGAUCCACGUGCUGCUCCUGCUGCUGCAUGGAGGCACCAUCCUGGACACGGGUGCCGGGGACCCCAGCUCCAAGCAGGGCGACGCCAACACCAUCGCCACCGUGUUCGACACCGUCAUGCGUGUGCACUACCCCAGCGCCCUGGGCCACCUCGCCAUCCGCCUGGUGCCCUGCCCGCCCAUCUGCUCUGAUGCCUUUGCCCUCGUCUCCAACCUUAGCCCCUACAGCCACGAUGAAGGCUGUCUGUCCAGCAGCCAGGACCACAUCCCCCUGGCCGCCCUGCCCCUGCUGGCCACCUCCUCACCCCAGUACCAGGAGGCGAUUGCCACGGUGAUUCAGCGGGCCAACCUUGCCUACGGGGACUUCAUCAAGUCCCAGGAGGGCAUGACCUUCAACGGGCAGAUCUGCCUGAUUGGGGACUGUGUCGGGGGCAUCCUGGCCUUCGAUGCCUUAUGCUACAGCAAUCAGCCAGUGUCUGAGAGUCAGAGCAGCAGCCGCCGGGGCAGCGUGGCCAGCAUGCAGGACACUGACCUGCUGUCCCCGGGCACCCUGGUCAAUGCGGCACAUGGCGGCAGUGGCAGCGGUGGCCUGGAGAGCAGCCGGCACCUGAGCCGCAGCAACAUUGAUAUCCCCCGAAGCAAUGGUGUCGAAGACCCCAAAAGACAGUUGCCCCGAAAGAGGAGUGACUCGUCCACCUAUGAGCUGGACACCAUCCAGCAGCACCAGGCCUUCCUGUCCAGCCUCCACGCCAGCGUGCUGAGGAACGAGCCCAGCUCCCGCCACUCGAGCAGCUCCACCAUGCUGGACGGCACAGGGGCUGCGGGGAAGUUUGACUUCGAGAUCGCAGACCUCUUCCUGUUCGGGUGCCCGCUGGGGCUGGUCCUGGCCUUGAGGAAGACUGUCAUCCCUGCCCUGGAUGUUUUCCAGCUGCGGCCAGCCUGCCAGCAAGUCUAUAACCUCUUCCACCCCGCGGACCCGUCGGCCUCCCGCCUGGAGCCGCUGCUGGAGCGGAGGUUCCACGCCCUGCCGCCUUUCAGCAUCCCCCGCUACCAGCGCUACCCGCUGGGGGACGGCUGCUCCACGCUGCUGGUUGAGACAGUGCAGAGAAACCCCGAGCUGGUCCUAGAGGGUGGGCCCCUGGCCCCUCUCCCCCCAGGAGACGGCUUCCUGGAAACCAGUAUCCCCGUUCCCGCGCUCACCUGCCAAGACGGGCCCCGCCCGAGCCCGGACUGUGCUGAGUCGGACGCACUCCAGACCCACAGCACAGUCUUUCAAGAGCACGCAGCCCCCUCCUCGCCCGGCACAGCCCCCGCCACCCGAGGCUUCCGCCGAGCCAGUGAGAUCAGCAUUGCCAGCCAGGUGUCGGGCAUGGCCGAGAGCUACACAGCAUCCAGCAUUGCCCAGAAGGCCCCAGGGUCGCUCAGCCAUACCCCCAGCGUCAGGCGCCUGUCUCUGCUCGCCCUGCCCCCCCCACCCCCCUCUACCCUGGGCCCCCACCCACAGGCCCAGCAGGGGAGCCCCAGCCUGGAGUGGGCCCCCCACCUCCCCGACUUGGACAUCAGAGAAGUUGCAGCCAAGUGGUGGGGCCAGAAGCGGAUCGACUACGCCCUGUACUGCCCUGACGCACUGACAGCCUUCCCCACCGUGGCCCUGCCCCACCUCUUCCACGCCAGCUACUGGGAGUCAACGGAUGUAGUCUCCUUCCUGCUGAGACAGGUCAUGAGGCAUGACAAUUCCAGCAUCUUGGAGCUGGACGGCAAAGAGGUUUCCGUGUUCACCCCCUCCAAGCCGAGAGAAAAGUGGCAGCGCAAGAGGACCCACGUGAAGCUGCGGAACGUGACCGCCAACCACCGGAUCAAUGACGCAGUCGCCAACGAGGACGGCCCGCAGGUUCUGACGGGCCGGUUCAUGUAUGGGCCCCUGGACAUGGUCACCCUGACUGGGGAGAAGGUGGAUGUGCACAUCAUGAUGCAGCCGCCCUCGGGCGAGUGGCUGUACCUAGACACACUGGUGACCAACAGCAGCGGGCGGGUCUCCUACACCAUCCCAGAGACGCACCGCCUGGGUGUGGGUGUCUACCCCAUCAAGAUGGUGGUCAGGGGAGACCACACGUUUGCCGACAGCUACAUCACCGUGCUGCCCAAGGGCACGGAGUUCGUGGUCUUCAGUAUCGAUGGCUCCUUUGCUGCCAGCGUGUCCAUCAUGGGCAGCGACCCAAAAGUGCGGGCCGGGGCCGUGGACGUGGUGCGGCACUGGCAGGACCUGGGCUACCUCAUCAUCUACGUGACUGGCCGGCCUGACAUGCAGAAGCAGCGGGUGGUGGCGUGGCUGGCCCAGCACAACUUCCCCCACGGCGUGGUGUCCUUCUGUGACGGCCUGGUGCACGACCCGCUGAGGCACAAGGCCAACUUCCUGAAGCUGCUCAUCUCCGAGCUGCACCUGCGCGUGCACGCGGCCUACGGCUCCACCAAGGACGUGGCGGUCUACAGCUCCAUCAGCCUGUCCCCCAUGCAGAUCUACAUCGUCGGCCGGCCCACCAAGAAGCUGCAGCAGCAGUGCCAGUUCAUCACGGACGGCUACGCGGCGCACCUCGCCCAGCUCAAGUACAACCACCGGGCGCGGCCAGCCCGCAAUGCGGCCACCCGCAUGGCACUGCGAAAAGGCAGCUUUGGCCUGCCUGGCCAGGGGGACUUCCUGCGCUCCCGGAACCACCUGCUCCGCACCAUCUCGGCCCAGCCCAGCGGGCCCGGCCACCGGCAGGAGCGGACACAGAACCAGGCGGACGUCGAGCAGCGGGGACAACGCAGCAUGAGCGUAGCGGCCGGCUGUUGGGGCCGCACCAUGGCCGGCCGGCUUGAGCCAGGGGCAGCCGCGGGCCCCAAGUAGGACACCGUUAGCGAGGCCUUGUGGUCUCCGUGGUGCUAGGCCAGAGCGGCCAGCCCCGCCAGGAGGCCUGGCCUGGGCACACAAUGUCGGCUGGAGACAAGCUUGUCCCAGGGCCUGGCGGAGGACAUAGGCCGUGCCACACAGCCCUCCCAGCCCUGCCUCAUGUCCUAGGGUCUGAGGGGUUCCAGCUUGCAGGAAAACCUGUCCCAGGAUGACAGAGGGACCAGGACUCCCCACGUGGACUGGCCCGAAAGGCACUCCCAGACACUUGCCCUGCAUUGACCUCCCAGCAUCCUGGGCCCAGGCCCCGCCUGCCACCUCCCAUCCACUAGCUCACCCUGACCCCCAGGUCCCCUCCCACUUGGUAGCAACUCCGAUGGGGGACAGCCUGCUUCUUGUUAACUCUAGUUACUCAACUGUUCAACCUCACUGGUCUUGCACUGAUUUUUGAGAGUGGAGAUCCAUUACCGUCUCCUGUGGCUACAGACUCGUGGACAUGCAUGAAAAUCCAGCGUUUGCUGAUCUGGGACCUAUUGCCACACAGAAGGCUCCAGGGUGGCAAAUCCUUGUGCAAGCAGGAAGAGAAAGGCCAUAUCUUAAUUUCUGCAGCUCCGCCUGGCCCGCCAACGCUGUGGCAGCCCCGGAUCCCUACCCAUCUGUCCACCUGCCCCACCUGGAACCCAGUCUGGCAGCGAGGCUGGUGAGGCCCGGAGCCGGCUCCCGAGAAGCCACGCCUCGGGCUCCUGGGCCUGGCCAGGCCCGGCCUCCUCUUCCACUCCUCGCCUGCCAUCAGUCAAGGCCACGUGCCUCGGCUCUCCUGCGUUUCUACACCUUUCUACUUAUCCAAUCUGAUUUCUAUGAGGUUUUUUUAAAUGAGCAAUCCUUGGCUGCUUCCUUUUCUUAACUCUUUCAGUACCAAGCGCAGCCCCUCCACAUGAAAACACCCAGCACUGUGAUGGAGUCCAGCCUGGUUCUGGGUCCCGGGGCCCUGCCCCCUGCCCACGCAGUGAGGUGUGGGGUCCCUGCCUCACCUGACCCCCAUUAAUUCCACUGAAUUUCUACUCUGGGGUGAAUGGGCACACACUUAAGUUUUUUUAAUGCCAAUUCCGUUUUGAUGCCGAAUCUAAGAAGCCACAAUUUGCUUCGUUAGCUUAAGGGCGGGCAGCCACGACUUCAUUCCCCACCUGUCAAGGACCACGAUGUCCUGCACGCUGGGUCUGAGCAUCAGCCCUCCCUCCCCAGAACCGACCACGAUCUCAGCUAUGGCGCUUGGCUCCGGGUGGCCCUUCGACUGCUCCUCUACCUUCUUCUACAAGGCGGGGGAGCCUGCCUGGCCAGGCUCCCACUCUGAGAAGCUGCUGCCAACCUGGAUACGGCCUCAGGGCCUCAUAGGCUGGGAUGGGGAGGCACGCAGAUUGAUGUUCACAUUUUCCCGUGUGUAGAUAUGUACAGCCAAAGGGUUGUGUAAAUGUUCUGCAAAAGUGGGUCUAUACAGAGUGAAAGCUAUUUAUUUUGUGCAGAGAAAAAUUUCUGGAGGAAUCGGACCUUCAGGGUUUGUUCAUAUUUAAGAUGUAGCUUUUUGUUUUUGUUUCAGGCGUUCUGUAUAAAGCAACGAUUAUUUUAUGGACCAAGUUUUAAUGUAAGUGUUGCAAUGGAAGUGCAAUAUCUGACCCCCACUCUGCUCCCCGGCGGGAAAUCGCUUGGCCCGACAAUCACAGCCCCAGCGAGGGGCCCCUGUGGCCAGUGCCUCCUUCUCUGUCGGUCCCACCUCACCCCAUCUUGCCUACUGCCUCGGUGACCAGCCAUCUGGAGAAGCACCUGGAAGAGCCUUGGGCCCACCUGCAAUACAGGCUGGGAGGCCUCCUGGCCCGGGGAGGCCAUGUGGGCAGUGGGCUCGGCCUCUCCCAGGGGGCAGCUCCCCCAGGCUCCGCACUCCCCGCCUGCCUGCCCAGCCGCCAGCCAUGCCAAGGACAACAGCAAUAGUCCCCUGGGCCUCUCCCAGUGGCCCUUAGCCAUAGAUGGUGAGAUGGGCAGCCCCCCCUCCCCGUUGACAUCUCUCUUCUAUAUCCAGGUCUGCUUCCUGCCUCCCUUAAGAUUCCUUUUGGCACAUUCUCCUCUUAAGGAAGCACCAGUUUUUCAGAAACUAAGAGAGGGAGGGCAGAGUCCUUUAAAAAUACCAAAAAUGUUUACAGUGUUGGGUGCUGAGCUACAGGGCUCAGGCCUGACCAGUCGUAACCAAAGGGUGAGGCAGGCCUUGCUGACUGCCACCCCCACCCCAGGCCUGUUAGAGUAGAAGCCUUAGUCCCACUCCCAACCCCACACUGAGCCUCCGCCCACCACCCCAGAUCCAACCGCCUGCCUUCUCUUUGAUUUCUAAAGACGGAUUCAGCAGAGACCCCACCCCCAACUUUCCCAGCUCUUUAUGAGCUGCCCCUCCACCACCCCACUCCCCACGCCCCCCCACCCCACCUCGUUAGUUUUCUCGUCUCGGCCCCUCCUGUCUCUCUGUCUGGGCCAUGUGUGAGCCGUGUCCUGACUCGCCCCAUCCGCCCUUGCUUUCCCCGCACCUUUGGGCCUGAGUGUGCUCUGUAUACAGUGUCGUUGUCUGUUACACCAAUUAAAGAAGCAGGAAGGCUUC